Exophiala mesophila is the source of this 2135-nucleotide messenger RNA. RefSeq lists its product as uncharacterized. The transcript has 2 exons. The record is from RefSeq and is a predicted model, not a curated record. Gene Ontology annotation, cellular component: transcription factor TFIIH core complex; transcription factor TFIIH holo complex. Gene Ontology annotation, biological process: DNA-templated transcription; nucleotide-excision repair; regulation of transcription by RNA polymerase II. The coding region runs from base 91 to 1482 and encodes 463 amino acids. Gene Ontology annotation, molecular function: zinc ion binding. Lineage: Eukaryota; Fungi; Ascomycota; Eurotiomycetes; Chaetothyriales; Herpotrichiellaceae.
CGCGACUCCAAUAAUUUCAUCUCCCCACAUCUUAGACGAAGCCAUCUCAACGUCACCCAUCUUUUCUAAUUUUGUUCCCGUACUCUGAUCAUGCCGGCGCCCGGGGAUGACCAUGGCGAUGGAGGCUCCGAUGAAGAUGCAAUACGAGCCCCUGGUCGAUCCAAAGCCCGACAGGCAAACGACCAUGACUCCGCUCGAGACUUUGAAGUCACCCGCACUUGGGAUCUGCUCACCGAAGCCGCAGAUGGCACAAUCACUGGUGCAGUUGAAGGAUUGUUGGAGGCAGGUAAGAGGAAGAGACUGCUCAAAGAUACCACCCCUCUCCAACGAGGCAUCAUACGCCACCUCAUCCUCAUCCUCGACAUGUCUCUGGCCAUGAAUGAAAAAGACCUUCGACCGACCCGCUACUUGUUGACUCUCCUCUACACCGAAUCGUUCAUUCGUGAAUACUUCGAACAAAACCCCAUCUCCCAACUGGGCAUAGUGGGCAUGAGAGAUGGAAUUGCUGUCCGGGUCAGCGAUAUGUCAGGAAAUCCCAACGAUCAUCUCACUGCCAUUCAGCGCAUUCGAAAAGAAGAGCCCAAGGGAAACCCGUCGUUGGAAAAUGCCCUCGAAAUGUCCCGGGCCGCCUUGUUCCACGCCCCCAGCCAUGGCACUAGGGAAAUUCUACUUGUCUUUGGUGCUCUGCAUUCCUCCGACCCAGGCGAUAUCCAUAACACCAUCAAUCACCUUGUCAUGGACAAGAUCCGUGUUACGGUACUAGGAUUGGCAGCUCAAGUCGCCGUAUGCCAGGAGCUAGUACGAAAGACCAAUAAUGGGGACCCCUCCAACUACGGCGUUGUCCUUCACGAACAACAUUUUCGAGAACUCAUGAUGGCCGUCACAACCCCUCCUGCGACCACUGAAAAGACGAAAUCCGCCAGCACUCUCCUCAUGAUGGGAUUUCCUUCACGCACCGUCGAGGACCAUCCGAGUCUCUGUGCCUGCCACACCAAACCCAGUCGAGACGGCUAUCUCUGUUCGCGGUGCAACACCAAAGUAUGCAACCUGCCUUCGGAAUGCCCUGUGUGUGGACUCACUCUUAUUCUUUCCACUCAUCUCGCCCGUUCUUACCACCACCUGUUUCCUCUUGUGAAUUGGAUUGAAGUGCCAUGGUCACAGGCCAGAAGAAGCACUGCUUGUUUCUCCUGCCUCAAACCCUUUCCACCGGUGCCGCCUAAGGAAGAAUGGACCCAACCAAACUCCAACAGCAGUCGGUACGGAUGUCCAGUCUGUCAUCGUCACUUCUGUAUUGAUUGUGACCUUUUCGCCCACGAGGUCGUCCAUAACUGCCCUGGAUGCCAGAGUGCAAGACUGUCCACAACCUUAAUGGGCGAGACCGAGAUUCCUCAGGAAGAUGGCUCUUCGAAAAGCGGGCCCCCAUCGAGGAACCCUAUCGAAAAUGGUGGCGCGCAUAAUCAACAAAUGCUAAUAGAUCCUUGAGAUAUCAAUGAUUAGCCUAAGCCACCGACUCUGCAUCAGAACGACCAGAAUUGAGACUGGGGCAUUAUUCUAUCACCUGGAAGCUCAAUAGCGCCAUUAUCAUAUGAUGACGUUUCUGAUCACCACGGAGCUCUGACAUCCCAAUUACAUUCCCUUUCCCAACAGAAUGAACUGUCCUGCUUGCGGCCGAAAUGAGGGAGGCACCGGGCAACGUUAUCGUGAUCUGAUGGUAUGAGGGAGGAUAGGUCAAGAAGAAUAUAAGUGGUCUCUUCACAGAACUGCCGAUGCCGAGCAAGGAAAGAACCACAUGAAGCCAUCAAAAAAAGAUCAAACACAACGAGACUUCUGGGACUCUUAUGCUAGGGAUUAAUAUACCCCUGACUCAUCUAAUUCAACCACGAAUAUCCACGCGGCUAUACGAAAGAGGUCCGGUCAUGUCAACAUCCACGGGCUGGUGGUUGACCCCGUCCCCAACAGACAAAGGAGGAUCAGAAACGCUACAGAAACGAUGGAAGGAAGCAAGUCAGGAAGAAUCGGAGAGAUGAAGAUGCCAAUUCUCGCAAUGACAAUCAUAAUGAUGGUCAUCGGCAGCUGCAGCAAUAGCAAUCGCACUAUUGAUAACGUGAGAAGCAAAAUCCUAAUGUGAAUCAGUC